AUGGAAGGAGGUGCGGCAAUUCGAGAUAAGGCGAUAAGCAUAGUAAAAGAAGCGGUCAAAGAAGAUAAAGCGGGAAAUUAUGAAACCGCUUUUACGCUCUACAUGCAGUCACUAGAUCAUUUCAAAUGCUAUCUCAAGUACGAAAAGAAUCCAAGGAUGCAAGACACCAUUAAAGGAAAGUUCAACGAAUAUCUCGAAAGAGCCGAAGAGUUGCAUAAAAUUGUAGCUGAGCAGAAGAAUGCAACGGAUCAAGCCACGGAAUCGGGAAAUCCUGAGGCUAUGAAAGCACGACCAGGCUCGAACGGCGCCGCCACCACAAACGCUGGUGGUAGCACAUCAAAGGAGGAUAGCGCGGAGCAGCUUAAAAUGAAACAACAACUUGGAGGCGCGAUAGUGACUGAAAAACCAAACGUAAAGUGGUCCGACGUAGCAGGAUUAGACCUCGCUAAAGAUGCUCUGAAAGAAGCUGUCAUCUUACCAGUAAAGUUUCCUCAAUUUUUCACGGGUAAGCGAAAAGCUUGGUCGGGAUUUUUAUUGUAUGGUCCACCAGGAACGGGGAAGUCAUACUUAGCUAAAGCAGUCGCAACGGAAGCAGAUUCUACUUUCUUUUCGGUGAGCUCGUCAGACUUGGUGUCGAAAUGGAUGGGUGAAUCGGAAAAGUUAGUGAAUAAUUUGUUCUCCAUGGCGAGAGAAAAAGCACCUUCGAUUAUUUUUAUCGACGAGAUAGACGCGCUUUGCGGGGCUAGAGGCGAGUCGGGUGAGUCUGAGGCGUCCAGACGCAUUAAAACAGAGAUACUCGUGCAGAUGCAAGGCGUUGGUUCCGAUUCGGCUGGGAAAGUUCUAGUUUUAGCCGCGACAAAUACGCCGUACUCGUUGGAUCAGGCUGUGCGAAGGCGUUUUGAUAAAAGAAUUUAUAUACCACUUCCGGAAGCGGCGGCGCGAGCGCAUAUGUUCAAAGUCCACGUCGGGGAAACACCUCAUGACUUGACGAACGAGGAUUUUGAAAGCUUGGGUGUGCAAACACCCGGUUUUUCUGGAUCAGACAUAGAUCAUGUCGUUAAAGAUGUGCUUUAUGAACCCGUUCGUAAGACGCAAGAGGCAACGCACUUUAAAACGGUCACUAAAGAAGAGGACGAAACAAAGGAGUAUUACGUGCCCUGCUCUCCGGGAGAUCCUUCCGCUUGGGCCUCGACGCUAGAUGAACUUGCCAGCUUAGGAUAUGCGGAUCGAGUAAUGCCUCCACCCAUAACGUUGGGUGAUUUCAAGAAGAUACUUUUGAGAGCGAGGCCAACGGUAGCGGCGGCUGACUUGGAAGUACACGAGCGGUUUACGAAGGAGUUUGGCGAAGAAGGCUGA
Bathycoccus prasinos is the source of this 1356-nucleotide messenger RNA. RefSeq lists its product with no specific name. The coding region runs from base 1 to 1356 and encodes 451 amino acids. Gene Ontology annotation, biological process: endosomal transport; vacuole organization. NCBI's taxonomy places the organism in Eukaryota, Viridiplantae, Chlorophyta, Mamiellophyceae, Mamiellales, Bathycoccaceae. Gene Ontology annotation, molecular function: ATP hydrolysis activity; ATP binding. The transcript has a single exon. The record is from RefSeq and is a predicted model, not a curated record.